GGACUUGAUCAGCGAGGUAGGUUUAGAGAGAGAGAGAUUAAGAGAGAGAAAAAAUGAACACCGGAAUGGAGGAGAAGGAAUCCCAGUGCAGGCUUCAGGCUUUUCUCACCUUAUUGUCCCAUCUCUUGGAAACUCAGGCAUCCCGGCUCGGCCAAGAAGAAUAAUUUAUGACGGUGAGAGAGAGAGAGAAAGCAAGAGUGAAGCUUCCACACGCCCGACAAGCCAACAACCCCCAACUCCCCCACCUUUCCUCUUUCCCAUAUAACAUCCAUCCCCUCCCCUGCUUCAUCUCUGCCCCAUAGCAAUCUCUGCGUGCAGCUCCUAUUUUCUUGGCUUCCUUCUCUCCUCUGCUUGUUAAUUGGAUCCCCUGAUCGCAAUCUCUGGUGUUUAGUAUUCCCCUGUUAGAGAAAACCUUUUCUACAAUUCCCUGUUCUCAUCCCUCCGUUCUCUGAUCCAUAAUUCACACUCCAGGAGUCUAAAGCUGCUAUUUUGAUCCUAAAAAUCCAAUCAAAAUCCGUUUUUUAUCAGUAUCUCUGAGACUCCGGUAGCAGGGCAAUCUGGGACAAAAAAGAGCCAUCUUUAGGCUCAGUUUAUAUCGGGUGAGCUUACAAUUCCAGUCCAAAUGGCCAUUACCAUGAGGCCGGCCAUUCUUGUUCUCCCUCUCCUCCUCUCCCUCUUCCUCCCUUCCUCCGCCCAGAACUGCCUCAGCGAGACCUUCUCCAACAGCAGACUCUACGACCGCUGCAACUCCCUCGGCGUCCUCAGCGCCACCCUCCACUGGACCUACCACGCUUCCAACGGCACCGCCGAUAUCGCCUACCGGGCGCCGCAGGAGUCCUCGGGCUUCGUCGCCUGGGCCAUCAACCCCUCCAGCUCCGGCAUGAUAGGCGCCAACGCGCUCCUCGCCUUCCACAACUCCAGCGGCGCAGUCACCGUGAUCUCCUAUGUCUUCAACGGCUACCGUCCUUCGGUGCGCGACAGCAACCUCAGCUUCACCGUCUACAGCAAGGAGGCUGAGUAUUCCAACGGUGCGUACACCAUCUAUGCGACGGUGGCCCUCGAGGGCAACAAGACGACGUUGAACACCGUGUGGCAGGCCGGGCAGGUCAGCGGAGGGGUGCCCGUCGGCCACACAACGGGCGGCGACAACAUUAACUCCAAAGGAAGCACCGAUUUCCUGUCCGGGCAGUCGUCGAGCGGUGGAGGAGGGAAUUCAAGGCUGCACCGCAGGAAUAUCCAUGGAGUGUUGAAUGCUGUGAGUUGGGGUAUUUUGAUGCCUAUUGGAGUUAUCAUAGCAAGGUAUUUGAGGGUGUUUAAGUCAGCUGAUCCUGCCUGGUUCUACCUCCAUGCGGCUUGCCAGUGCUCGGCUUACAUAAUUGGAGUCUCUGGUUGGGGUCUUGGCCUCAAACUCGGCAGCGAAUCUAAGGGAAUUACAUACCACAGUCACCGGGACAUUGGAAUUGCCCUCUUCUCCCUAGCCACGCUUCAGGUGUUUGCAUUGCUUCUGAGACCCAACAAGGACAACAAAUACCGCAUCUACUGGAAUGUCUACCACCACUUGGUCGGAUACAGUGUCAUAGUCUUGAGUGUCGUCAACAUCUUCAAGGGAUUUGAUAUCUUGGACCCUGCCAAGAAGUGGAAACAUGCUUACAUUGCUAUCAUCGCCACGCUUGGGGGCAUCGCAUUUGUUCUCGAAGCUGUUACGUGGGCUAUAGUUCUGAAGAGGAGAUCGAGGAGCUCGGAGAAGUUCCACCAGGGUGAGUAUGGGACCAAUGGGUAUGGUGGCAGGCAACAUCAGGGAGCCUAGAGGUAGUUUGGCUUCUUAUAUUGGGUGUGCUUAGAGAUUACCUCUUUGCCAUGACUGGUUCUUGUACCCAUUUGUUUGAGGCAGAGAUAGUUGUUUAGACAGUUGUAAUUCUUUCUUACUAGGUGGGUACCAGGCAGGCAUUUGCUUGCCACUUUGAGAUAUAGUUUCUUUGUUGUUUCUUUAUGGCAUAUGUACUUCAGUUAUAGAUUGUGGAUUCCCAUCCCAUUUUGUUGGCUUGCUUAUCAUCUGCUUUACAUUGAGGA
This is a messenger RNA of Phoenix dactylifera (date palm), 2070 nucleotides long. RefSeq names its product cytochrome b561 and DOMON domain-containing protein At5g47530-like. The record is from RefSeq and is a predicted model, not a curated record. Lineage: Eukaryota; Viridiplantae; Streptophyta; Magnoliopsida; Arecales; Arecaceae.